CCGGGCGGAAGUGGUGCGCGCAGGGACGGCGGCAUGGUGCAGACCAGGAGUGGACGGCAGACCGUGGCCGAGAAGGAGACAGAAUCUAGAUCAAGAACACCGGCCAGCCAAAGAAAGACAAGGCGCAGUAGAGUUGAACCUCUGAGAGAGGUUACGGAAUCUCAGCCUGAAGUACAAGAAAAUGUUGGAGAGAAACAGAUCAUUGAAACUGCAUCGCAGCCUUGUCCAGAGCAGCCAACAGAAUGUAGUGAUAAGGUGGAAGUAAAUGACCAAUGUCCAGAAAGGGCCAUUGGAGAAAAUAAUGCAGAAACUGGAGAGGACAAGCUAAGCAGAACAGAAGUGUAUGAAAUUAACCUGAUUGAUGAAGAGGCAAAUGUUGAGGAACAGAAGGAUACAGAGAAAAAUUUAAAUAAUAAAACCCAAAGUGCAACUCCACCCAUUAUCAGUUUGCAGCUUAGCAGCGAUGAAGACAAAGACAGUUUGGAGGAUGGUGGCAGUGGAAUGUUUUUGGAAGAAUCCAGUAUAAAUAUUACAUCCAAACCUAACGUUUCAUCUGAAUCCUCUGCCUUUAUUCCUAACACAACAGGAAGCCCCUUGGCAACGGGUAGUGACCUGUUUGUGAUUGACAAACGACCAGGAGCAGAUCAGGAUACACAAUAUUACUUGGACUUGAGUGAAGAAAAGGAGGGGAGUGGUGAAAGUGGGGACGAAAAGGAGGGGAGUGUUGAAAGUGGGGAAGACACUGAUGAUAGAGACGGGAAGUCAGAGGAAGAUGAUGAUGACUUUUUUGAUGAAGAUGAACACAGUGAUACUUUGAAGAAAAAUUCUAAUUUAAUCAAAUUGUCAAGCAAAAUUGAUCCAGGACUUAAUCUGACAGAACUAGGUGGUCUAUACAUAAGCUUCGAUCCUGAAAAACAAGGUCCUAAGGCAAAAGCUUUUAAAAAAUUAAAGGAGCAAAAGGAAACUGAUGAGCUGUUGGCAAAUACCAUCCUGACACCAGAAUUUGAAAAACAAGAUAGUGUUCCACUUUUAAAAGAGUCCAUCCGUCAACUGAAGAAAAAACGCAGGGUAGAACGUGCAAAGACAGCAGGUGAUGGCUGGUACAAUAUGAAAGGUCCUGAAAUAACUGAUGAAUUGAAGAAUGACCUGAAGGCACUAAAAAUGAGGGCAGCAAUCAACCCCAAGCGUUUCUACAAGAAGAAUGACCGUGAAGGCUUCCCCAAAUAUUUCCAGGUUGGUACAAUUCUGGACAAUCCAGUAGACUUCUAUCAUUCUCGUAUUCCGAAGAAGGAAAGAAAGCGAACAAUGGUGGAGGAGCUUCUGGCAGAUGCAGAAUUCCGACGGUAUAACAAGAGAAAGUAUCAGCAGAUCAUUGCAGAAAAAACAGCUCUUGCUGCAGGCAAAAAGAAUCGCAAGAAGAAAAAGUUUAAGAAUUAAAUUCUGAAGCAAAACUGACCAAGUGCCUUGUUCUGGAUGAUGUUAUGUUUUCUCGUUGUUACAGCACAGAAGAAGAUUGUUUGAUUAGGCAAGUCAGUGCUUUGAGCAACCCAGUCAACUCCAUUUUCAUGGUCCUGAAAAUCAAUUUCCUUCAAGGACCUGUCUGCUUCCCAUUGAAAUCAUUUUUAAACUCUACUUCCACAGUCCCUGUAGGCUUAGAGUUCUGGGUCAGUAACACUCCCUGUUUAAAAUCAAUAUUUUUCACAUCUUCCCUGUGUCUCUUGUCCAUAUUCUUAAGUCUUUCCCAGAGUCACAACUAAUGUAUUUAAGAAGUGAAAAAGUGCUACUAACUUCCUUGCCCUCCCCUAUUCAUAAAUGCAAAUUAGCUUGUUUGACUAAAUACAGUUUAGGGGAUAAAAGAACUGUUCAGCUGUGCUGAGAUAAAUACAAUGAAAGAUAUUUCACCUUCAAUAAGGCAAUAAAUUGAAACAGUUUGUUGUUUUAAUUAAAUCAUAGCUAUUUAUCAGUUCAUAAGAAUGACAAACAUUAUGUUCAGUAGAUAUUGAAUGCAAGAAUGGGAUUCUUUGCAAUAUUUACAUACUGUAACCCUGAACUUUGUCUGUGUGACAGGCAAUUGCAGUUUUUGAGCUAAUAAGGAAUGCCUUAUAGAAUUAGGCUUGAAUUAGUACUAUGCCCACCUUGAAUUAAAGCUUGUUUAUGAUACUAUAUGAUGCACCCUCUGAAAUUCAUAAAGGUGAAAUGUGAUGUUUCUAAGGCUAUGAUGGGAAAUACUUUGUAAUUUAUGUACUGAAUUAUGUCUAGUUUUAACUAAAUGAGAACUCACCCACUAGAAGAAAUGAUGCACCCACAAGUUUCACCAAGUGGGCUCUUAAUUUCUCUGAUCAUUCAUGAAGAAAGGUUUAUGCUUUAUUUUUCUCAUGCUUGUACUUUUGUUAUACAAGCAAAAUAAAAAUGACAACGUUGUCAAGUUGCAACCUUUGAGCAAGGAAGGUUCAUAUGGUCUUCAAUUUACUCUUAAUUCAAAUGUGUGGACUUGUUUAACUAGCCUCUUGAUUUAUUAGCAUUACUUCAUUCAUCCUAUUGGAUUAUUUCAUUGUUUUUUGAGCAAAACAUAACAUCAAGUUAACGAGAGUAAACCAACUUUGUUUAAGGAUACAGAGCAUUGAGGAGUAAAGCAAUGUAUUGUACAUUUUCUUUCUGUACCAUACUGUAAUUGAUACAUAUUUAUGAAAUAGAGGAUCCAUUCCUUCCUGCGGAGUGACUUAUCCACUUCCUAGCAGAGAAAAUCUGACUUUGAACAAUACAAAUAAAGAUGUAUACAGUAUAGUCAUGAAAAUAUUGAUAUCAAUAAGUUUAGACAAAAUAAGAAUGCUCAAAGAGCAGCACUGUACUUUUUAAAAUACAUUCCUUUUAAAGGCUUCAAACUA
Messenger RNA from Hemiscyllium ocellatum (epaulette shark), 2885 nucleotides. RefSeq names its product deoxynucleotidyltransferase, terminal, interacting protein 2 (gene dnttip2). The transcript is spliced from 7 exons. Bases 34 to 1437 code for a protein of 467 amino acids. Gene Ontology annotation, molecular function: RNA binding. Lineage: Eukaryota; Metazoa; Chordata; Chondrichthyes; Orectolobiformes; Hemiscylliidae. The record is from RefSeq and is a predicted model, not a curated record. Gene Ontology annotation, cellular component: nucleolus. Gene Ontology annotation, biological process: RNA processing.